CAGAUGUAUAUCGUUGGAGUUGGUAGCAGGUGUGAUAUGUGUCAAAUACAUGUUUGUUUACAGUAACGGAUAAUGUGCACGUGUGCAUAUGUGAACGAAUACUAAUAAUAAUGAAGGAAUUUGGUGUUGAUAUGGAAGCAACUUGAGUGAAUAACAGCCAGAAGAGAAAAACAAUCAACAUGGCUUCUUGUCUUGUAAAGUUGUGACUAAUGCAUGAGAACGUAUCGAUGUUAUUGCAAUGUAGGCAGUGACCUGUGUUAUAAAGUUUACUGGACAAAUUGACCUGAUGUUGCAAAGUAUGUCAUAAUGCUGAAAUCUGGCCAGAAGAGGCCUACAACUCCGAACAAGACGAGAUCAGCUAUUGGUUCUCCCGAAUCUGCAGAUCACUGGAGACAAGGUGUUCGUGAAACUGUUCUUACUGCCAGGCCCGAUGGUAGUUUAAAUUUUUCCAUACAUGGCGGUUCAGAUAAUGGUGAAUUUGCUUAUGUGAGUGAUAUUGUGCAAAAUAAAGUGAAUUAUGUUAGUGGAAAUUUGAAUGAAGGCGAUGUUGUGUUAGAGAUUCAGGGACAGAAAGUUGCCGGUUACACUCAAAGGGAUGUUGUGGCGUGGCUGAAUCACUGCUGUAGAAACGGAAAUCCAGUGACACUGAAGACAAUAGAUGCUGCAUCUAUAACUAAGGACCUCAGACAGUUCUUGAACACAAGAUUCCAGAAGGGGUCAGUGGAUCAUGACCUCCAAAAUACAAUUAGAGAUAACUUAUACUUGCGCACUGUCCCAGUUACAACACGUGUACCAAGAGAUGGAGAGGUUAAUGGUGUGGACUACACAUUUCUCAGUGCUGAGGAGUUCAUGGAAUUAGAGAGAAGUGGAAACCUCCUGGAAAGUGGAAUUUAUGAAGGUAAUCACUAUGGGACUCCAAAACCAUCAAAAGAAGCACCUGUUUCGCCUCCACAGAGCAGUGGCUCCAACUUGAACCUCAACAGUGUAGGAGUUUUUGGGACACUUUUUCCAGGCGCACAUCCCAGUUCUGAAGGAAAACGCAAACGAAAUCGUUCAAACGUGGAGGCAAUGGCUGCCAAGAAUAACAUGGAACCUGAACCUGUUGCUGGAAAUGUACUUGAUGGAUACAACAGUAGUGGAGACCAGGUGCCAACUGACCCUCCAAGUUACUACCAUUCUGGUGAAGGCCCUGAAUCUCUUCACGCAGAUCUAGGUCCUCUGCCACCUAACUGGGAGAAGGCCUACACUGACAGGGGUGAAGUGUAUUUCAUUGACCAUAACUCUGGUACUUCACAUUGGCUAGAUCCUCGCCUGUCUAAAUUUCAAAAGAAAUCACUUGAAGAAUGCCUCGAUGAUGAGCUGCCAUAUGGGUGGGAGAAAAUUGAUGAUCCCCAUUAUGGUACCUACUACAUAGAUCAUGUGAAUAGGAGAACACAGUAUGAGAAUCCAGUCAUACAAGCAAAAAGGGCAGCUCAAGACAGUGGAGUGACUGGAUCAAGUGAGGUUGAAGAUGGCAGUUACUCACAGUAUAGGAAGCCGCAGAAUUCACAGUCAUCUAGAACAAGUGGAAAUGGUCACAGUUCUACAUCAAAAAGAUCAAAUAAUUUUGAACGAGCAUUUUUUACUCGCAAUCCUAAUGAACUUCAAGGAGAAAGGAUAACAACUACACUUAUUAAAUCUUCUCGCGGUCUGGGCUUCACAAUAGUUGGUGGUGAUGACACUGAAGAAGAAUUUCUCCAGAUUAAAUCCGUUGUUCCAAAAGGACCAGCAUGGCUUGAUGGUAAAUUACAAACAGGUGAUGUGCUGGUCUAUGUAAAUGAAACCUGUGUACUAGGCUUCACACACCAUGAUAUGGUUAGUGUUUUCCAGUCCAUUGCUCCAAAUGAGACAGUUACAUUGGAAGUUUGUAGAGGGUACCCUCUGCCUUUUGAUCCGAAUGAUCCUAACACAGAAGUUGUUACUACUGUUGCUGUAAAUGCUCCAGAUACAUUUGCUGUUGACGCCAGUGUGUAUAUGGAUCAAGAUGGCAAUUUGAAGAAUGAAGGUUACAAUUUUUUAGAUGUUUCUUCAGAUAUAACUCAUACCCAUAAUGGUUCUGAAGACCUUGUGAAUAGUUCUGUGAAGUCUGUGCCAGAUUUAUGUUCCUCUGAAAAAAUAAAAAAUAUCCAGAGACCAAGCAGUACAGAUGUGCUCCUGAGUGAUAUGUCUGGUGAUGGUGUUGCUGAUUUUGAUGAGAACUCUACAAAACCAGAAUACAUUACUAUAAUGAUUGUAAAAGGUGCUAUGGGAUUUGGUUUUACAAUUGCAGAUAGUGCGUAUGGUCAGAAAGUGAAAAAGAUUCUCGAUAGGCAAAGAUGUAAAAAUCUUAUGGAAGGGGAUAUCUUAGUGGAUAUUAAUGGUAUUAAUCUUCGCAACAUGAGCCACGGAGAAGUGGUGCAGGUUCUUAAAGACUGUGCUCGUAAUCAAGAGGCAACAGUGACUGUACAGAGAGGGGGACCUGGAUCUCCAACAAAAAACAAGUCCAGGAAAAAAGAUGAUGCUGUAGGCAACAGGAAAAAUGUAUAUAAAGACACGGUAGGAGGUAUGUACCGUAGCAAGACUCCAACAGCUGAAUUAUACAGUACUCAGCAAAAAGAAGUUAUUCCAAACAGACCAAAAACGCCUCUUGUUGACACAAGGAACCGUCCUAAGACUCCAACUGAUAGAAGACCGUGGUCACCAUCAGAGACUGACGGAAGUGCUGUGGACCCAAGUGCCAACAAUGUAGACGAUUCCAGGUUUACAAAUGAAAGGAAGUGUGAUGAAAAUGGUGUGGACUUAUCCAGUUCAGUGCAAAGCCCAUCAUCUCCUCUCACACCUUAUCUCCAGGAGAACUAUAAAACUGCUUUCCCAUAUCCUGAACAUUAUGACCCACGUCAUGAAGCUGCUAGGAGUCCUUUAACAAACUUAAGUGAUCACCUCAUUUCAACAACACUACAGGAAUCGGGAUCAAUUCGUCCUGGAGAUUAUUCUCGAAGUAGGAGUCCUGGGAAUGAAAUUGAUGUUGAUCAGAUUCAGCAGAGAGAGGUGUGGGCUAAACUGCAUGGACAUUAUGAUUACAAAAACAGUGGGGAUUCUUAUUCAGAGAAUUCACCUCACUCUCCAGGGGUAUUUAGUUCUAGUGUCGGUGAUGUACAGAACGACUGCUCGCCCUCUUCUGACUACUUGAGACAUUAUGUUUCACACCCAUAUUACAACGGGUACAGUGGAGGACAAUACGAUCAGGGAUACAGUUAUGGUUAUGGGGAAGUGCAGACAACAAGUGCGUACCUUCAACACAAAGACUUUGCAUAUUCUCAGCAAAUGUCUGGCUACAGUUCGCAGUCGCAUCUGAUACCUGGGACUUCCAUACACCAUCCAGCAUUUUACACAUCUGACCCUGCCAACAAGAGAAAGGAGAGCACCAGUUUCGAGCAUGAACAGCCACAUCCUAGCAAUGUUACAAGAUACCCAAGAGACUUAAGAUGGGUAGGUUUAGGACAAGGAGUUCGAAUCUAUCCAGCUGGUCCAGAUAUGGAAUGGGUGGAAACACUGGUGACUUUAGUUCGCCAAGAAACUGGUUUUGGAUUCAGAAUUGUUGGUGGUACAGAAGAAGGCUCUCAGGUGUCUAUAGGCCACAUAGUUCCUGGUGGUGCAGCUGAUCUUGACGGACGGCUGUGUACUGGAGAUGAGAUAGUGAGUGUCGAUUCACAGUCUGUGUUGAGUACAUCACAUCAUCAUGUUGUACAGCUUAUGGGGAAGGCAGCUGCAAAUGGCAGAGUUGUUUUGGGGAUACGCAGGAGAAUACCUUCACAAGAUGUUGCUGCUCAUUCCAGGCCGGAAGCUGGGUACCCAUACGAUGUCACUGUUACAAGACGAGAAAAUGAAGGCUUUGGUUUUGUUAUAAUUUCAUCAGUGAAUAAAGCUGGUUCAACUAUAGGUCGAAUCAUUGAAGGCAGUCCAGCAGAGAGAUGUGGACAACUACACGUUGGUGAUCGUAUUCUGGCUGUGAAUCAUAUUGAUAUAAUGAAUAUGCAUCAUGGAGACAUUGUAAAUCUGAUAAAGGAUUCUGGUUAUACUGUCACCUUAACUAUUGGACCACCAGUUGAUGAUACCUCAAGCACAGCCUCAGUUUCACAAAGAGAUGAUGAUGUACUAGGAGGCGAAGAUGAACAAUAUCAUGCUGUGGAGCUCAGCCGAGGAACUAGAGGGUUUGGCUUUAGUAUCAGAGGUGGCCGUGAAUUCCAGAAUAUGCCAUUGUUUGUACUACAGAUUGCUGAAAAUGGGCCUGCAGCAUUGGACAAUAGACUAAAAAUUGGAGAUCAAAUAAUAGAAAUCAAUGGAAUCAACACAAAGAAUAUGACACAUGCUGAGGCUAUAGAAAUUAUUCGAAAUGGAGGACCUUCAGUGAGACUGCUGGUGAGGCGUGGUGGCAAGGUGCCACCGCCACCACCUGUUGGAGAGCCUUCAGGUGGUCUGGGUAGUGGAGCUGCUGCGUCACCCCCAUCUGGAUGCCCACCCACCCAUGGGCAGCCUGCCGGUCUGAGGCCAAGUAGUGUACUGGCGCAGCAACAACAACCAGCACAACCAGCAUCUCAGCCACCUUCUCAGCAGCAGCAACAGCAACAGCAGCCACAACAACAGCAAAAUGGGGGCCGCAAUGGGGACCCAGUUUACUGGGACCACCGUUACAACCAGAGCUGACAGUAAUUCGAUCAUGUCACUGCCAGCUGCUUUGCUUUGGUGCCUAAUUCAGUUCAUUUAUGUUUCUCUUUGUCCUUGAAAGAGGGAUCACCUACAGAUGUGAAUGUUUUCCUUAGCUGUGGAUGCUUUUUUUUUUUGUCCACGUUGAUCUCAUGUAUGCUAAGAUGGGACACAUUUUUAUGCUGUCGAAUCUCACAUGUGACUGUGGAGAGAAGAAGAUUCCUCUUAAAAUAAACAGGAGCAUACUCUGCCCGUAAAAUGUUCGCAGACAGGAUCUGCUGUUUGCCUUUGUAGCUGUAGUUUGUAUAAACAUGCUGCUGCUGCUUUCGGUGCUUUGCUACUCUCUCUCUCUCUGGCAGCGUCAAAAGAAACAGACUGUACUGUUUGUGCUGAUAUCACCAAGAGAGAAGCUGUAAAAAGGUUGUAAGACUACUACAGAAAUGAGCAGAGCAGCCUGUGAAAUAUCAAAUAAUCUGCAGAGGAUGUGUGUUAAAGGAUGUACCUGAAGUUCAAAAGGAAUUUCAGUUCUUUUUGUUUAGAGAUCUGUGCCUUAGCUGUACACUCUAAUUAUACCGUAAUAAAGAAUAAGAAGUCCUGUAAGGCAAAGAACCAGGCUUUUCAAAGAGCACUUACAAUAAAUUUAAGUAUAUUUGUUCUGUGAACUUUGUUACAAUUUUACUCAAGUUGUUGUUUGUAAGAAAAAUGCUUUCUGUAGAUUUUGUUUUUUUUUAUUUUUUAUUCAGAGUGUUUAAAAAUUUAGUAGAGAAUUCUGUGUAUGUCAAUUUCAUUUCUCUGUGACUGUUAUCUGUAAAUAUGUGUACAUAUUAAAACUGCUACUGUUAAUGUAUAUCCAACAUUCAAAAUUUUAAUUUAAUAUCUUUGUUGUACAAUCAUGUAUAGAGUUACUAGCUGCAGUACAAUGGGCAGAAAAGUUGCCUGCCUGCUUUUUGUACACAGAAUGGUUGAUGGGUGCCAGUGAAAGUUGUGUGGUUUUUAUUAUUAUGAAUUUAUACUGAAUGAUGCUGAAAAUAUUGUGUGAUUUGUGUCUGUUGUAAUCCAUUAAAUGUAAGUUGUACUUAGUUAAUGUUCAGGUUACUUCUUAUACAGUGAAAUCUUUGCAUUAUGUUCUUCAGAUUUUUUGUUUGGUGCAUAGUGACAUUGUUAUUAUUGAGUUUUAUAGCAUUUUAAAUGAUGGUAAAUGCGAGUAAUUAGUUUGCUGACUGCCAUAACUGAGAGAAUAUUCUAGUCUUUUAUCAUUCACAUUUGUUAAAGCAAUUCAUUGUAUUUUUAGUUUUUUGCUGUGGGAAGACAUACUGUUGAAAUGUCAUUACAAAAAAUCUUAGUUUUUCCUUCAUGUAUCCUUAGUUAUUUAAAAAAAUAUUGUAUUUUUUGACACAGAUCAGUCAAAGUCUGCGCAGGACUUUGAGAUUGUCAUUCAUGGACCAUGAUAUUUAAUGACACUUGCACACAGUGGCCCUUGACAGUUCCAAAAAAUUUUUGAAUUCAGCACUAUGAGAAAAUAUUAUUACAGUUGUUUUUAGAGUAUUUUCCCUCCUCUUUCAUAUAAAUAUUUUCCAAAGAUUUGCUGUUAGUAUCUACAUUUCCUUUCCAGUUUGUGAAAAUAAUUUUAUUUGAUUGCAGUUAAAAACCUCUAGACUGCUUCAUCUGAUUCUGCAAAAUCCAAAUAAUGUAGGUGCUAACUGCUGUAUACUGAAUUUUCUAAAUUAAACAUUGUGGGAUAGUACUUUAUUUGCAUUUUAUAGACUCUGUUGUAAUCAAGUGGGUCAUGUGAAAGACUGAGAGAACAUUGCAUUUCUAUGUUAUUUUCCAAUCUUAGAUCUUUAAUCAUUGUGGGGAACCAUUUGGAGAAUCAUUUUAUGUUCAGGCAUCACAUUAGUGGUAACAUCAAAUUAUGUUUGUGACACACAGUUUUCAAUGAUGGAUUAAAAUGGUAUUUUGUGUAGACGUGUUACAAUUUUUUAAAUGCAGAAAAACAUUGCAAUAAUCAUUCCCAUGACUUGGAACAAAUAACUGCAUAUUUGCGUUAUGCUCUUGCAUUCUACAUCUAUAAGUACAUUUUAUGAAAGUUUGAGGAGUGGAUCUGUCUGUAUGAUUUGGAGCAGAAACACUGAAGUGAAUGGGAAGCUUGAGGUGUUACCCCUGCACCCUCCCACUACUAUUCAUUUUGUAGGCGAGCACAUGUGCUACCACAGCUACUGUAACAAUCAUUGUAUUGUAGCCUUUACUGAUGAUAAAGAUAAUUUGAGCUCCAGAUUGUUUGUUAAAUUCACAGGUGGAGUGAAUAUUGCAUAACUGAGUAUGAUGUUAUGGCUAUGUUUGCCGGACUCACUUUGAGGCUGUUAAUCAAGCAUCAGGUAUUAAUAAAUAAAACAUGAAGUGUA
Messenger RNA from Schistocerca piceifrons (Central American locust), 7124 nucleotides. It is a transcript of the gene Magi, whose product is annotated as membrane-associated guanylate kinase, WW and PDZ domain-containing protein 1. The transcript is spliced from 17 exons. Gene Ontology annotation, cellular component: cytoplasm. The record is from RefSeq and is a predicted model, not a curated record. Gene Ontology annotation, molecular function: protein binding. Gene Ontology annotation, biological process: signal transduction. NCBI's taxonomy places the organism in Eukaryota, Metazoa, Arthropoda, Insecta, Orthoptera, Acrididae. The coding region runs from base 307 to 4722 and encodes 1471 amino acids.